Molecule: messenger RNA, 5498 nt
Organism: Nicotiana attenuata
Lineage: Eukaryota; Viridiplantae; Streptophyta; Magnoliopsida; Solanales; Solanaceae
Product: lysine-specific demethylase JMJ25-like
Exons: 13
Coding region: 369-5162 (1597 amino acids)
Biological process (GO): regulation of transcription by RNA polymerase II
Cellular component (GO): chromatin; histone deacetylase complex
Molecular function (GO): histone H3K9 demethylase activity; chromatin DNA binding; transcription coregulator activity
Source: RefSeq, a predicted model, not a curated record
CAAGCAGGUUCCACAAUUAUAAGUCAAAACAAAAUUGCUUCACACUCGAACUCUUUUCUCAGGAGCAACAAAUCAAUAAAACUCAGGUUUGAUUCUUCUUUUACACUCCAUAUCAACGGCUGAGAGAGAGAGACACAGAAACCCGAAAUAGAAGAGGAGAGGCUGUGUCCCUCUUUUGUUUUGUUACACUGUAAACUACUGGUCCCUUCAUUCAUUAGCCUUUAAACCCUGACAAUAUUUUUUGUAAGUUUUCCCUUUCUUUGGUUUGGUGAGUUGUGUUGGUGAUUUAUUAGGGUUAUGCUGAAAACUGAAACUUAACCAAGAAAAACAUGAAAACGGUGUCCUAUGUGUAGGUUUGAGAGUUAAGAAUGUUUACGCAAGAAGAGCAGAUGCAGAGGAAUUGGGAUGGCCAGCAGCAAAUUAUGGUACCAUUUGCAGAAAAUGUAGUAGUUGCUAAUGCUGCUGCUGGUGUUAUAGGUUCUAAGAAAAGAGGAAGACCACCAAAGGGUUUAAAAGAAAAAGGAAGACCAAAGGGUUCUUCUAAAAUUAAGAGGGAAAAUGUUGACGAAAAUGUGGGAAUUACAGUUAGUGGCAUGAUGGAUGUGAGUGGACAAGAGGUAGUUAUGAAUAAGAAGAAGAAACGAAUAGGCAGACCAAAGGGUUCUAAGAAUAAGAAGAGAAAGGUUGGAGAAAAUGGGGAAGAAUUGCCAAUUGCAGUUGACUUAGUUAAUGGCUGUGGGGACAUUCUUAUCAAGAAGAAGAAUGUAGGGGGAAGGCCCAAGGGUUCUAAGAACAGAAAUAUAAAUUUUGAACGAAACAAAGAAGGGAUUGUCAAAAAGGCACAUCAGGGAACGUCAAAGGGUUCAAAUAAUCAGAAGAAAAAUGUUACCAGUGAUGAAAUGGAAAUAAUGUUACCAAUAGGUGAUACUUGUCUUGAAAAGAGUAAUGCUGAGAUUAUUGUUGCAAACAAAAUGUCUAAAACUGACAUUGUUGCAGCUGGUGAUUUUGGGAUAAGUGUAAACCAAGUUGCUGGACACAAUGAGAUAGUCAAGAAGAAAGCUGGUCGGCCCAAGGGUUCUAAGAAUAAGAAGAAAGAUGGUCGGCCCAAGGGUUCCGAGAAUAAGAAGAAAGUUGGUCGGCCCAAGGGUUCCAAGAACAAGAAGAAAGUCUUGAUUGGUCUUCUGACUGUUGGCCAUUGGAAUGGAGGUGGAGGCAAAGAACAUGUAGUCAAGCAAGGCCAGUGUAGGGGUUCAAAGACUAAGAAGGAAAUCACAUUAGGCUAUUUGAGUAAUGCUAAUGCUACUACUGGAGAUGAAGUAGAUGUUAUGCGCCAGGACGCGAGGAAGAAAAGAAUCACUAUGGCUGGUCAAAGUGGAGUAAUUCUGAAUGAGGAAGAAGGGAUGAUAGUCAAGAAGAAGGAUGGGCGCGGCAGACCCAAGAAGGCUUCAAAGACCAAGGACAAACAUAUACUAGGCCGUUCAAGGGAUAUUAAUACUAAUAAUGGAUUUGGAUACAUGGAUGCAGUCAGGAAGGAAGAUAAUGAAAAGAAUUUCUUUUUAGCUGUGGGUAAUGGAGACAGGAUAUUCAAGAAGAAGAGGCGUGGUCGGCCCAAGAGCUCAAAAAAUAAGAAGAGAAGUACUGGUGGUAAUUUCAUUGAUGCUAAUCUUAAUAAUCGAGGACAAGAUGUGGGUACUACGAGGAUAGAUGUGGUUGAAAAGGGAAUUCUUUUAACUGAAGAAAAUAGGGGAGACCUGAAUGAAGUUGCUUUUGGUUCUGCAGUUAGAGUUGUCAGGAGGAAGGGUGUCCUUGGACGGCCAAAGGGUUCAAAGAAUAAAAAGAAAACUAUUACAAGCAACUCCAGCGUUGUUUAUUCUGGUAAUGGAGUUGGAGCAACGAAUACCUGGAAGGAACACGAGGAUAAAAUGGCGAGCCUGGCAACUGACCGCAUGGAGAUUCUGAGUGAAGUUACUAUAGCUAAGAAGGAUAGCUGCAGCCUGCCCCAUGGCUUACAUAACGAGAAUAAGAUUGGUGAAUCUGACAAAGCUAAUACUGUUAACUUCAUUCCUUGUGAAAAUGGGGUUUCUGAGCGGAAGGGUAGGCGAGGGAGGCCAAAGGGCUUGAAAAACAAAAAGAAAGUAGUAUUUGAUGCUGUAGAAAUUCAGGGAAUGACAGGUGAAAUUGCUGUUGAUACUAAUGGGGUAAAUUUGAGCAUCAAGCGAAAGAAUAGACCUGGACGACCCAAAGGUUCAACAAAUAAGAAAUCAAAAAAUAAGAGUGAAGAAAAUAAUAAAACUGCAGUAGCACUUAUAAUGCAUGAUAACAGAGGAGGUAGUCAAGCUGGGCAGAAAGUGAAAUCUUGUGGCCUGCUUCCUGUUGCCACCAAAAAUGGGGGAAUAUCAGGUGAACCUACUUUGUUGGAUGCUGAGGGAGGCAGGGUCAUUAAGAGGAGAGUUGGCAGAGGGAGACCAAAAGGUUCAAAGAACAAGAAAAAGUUAGGAGCUUUCGAUAUGGGAUUGCCUUGUCAAGUUAGUUGUCAGAAUGCUACUAGUAGGAUGGUUAAGCGCAGAGGGAGGCCAAAGGGAUUAAAUGAUAAGAAGAAAAUUGCUAUUGUCCCUGCAUGCAUGGGAGAGCAGGAACUUAGCACAUAUGCAGAAAUAAAUGGACUGACACCGCCAGGAGUAUUGGACACUAUCAGUUGGAAGGAUCAGCAGACUUUUAACUGUCAUCAAUGCAAACGUUAUAAAGCUUCUGUUGUCUUCUGUUCAAGAUGCAAAAGAAAACGCUAUUGCAACGAUUGUAUUGCAAAGUGGUAUCCAGAGAGAACAAAAGAUGAAGUAGAGCAUGCAUGCCCUUUCUGUUGCAGGAAUUGCAAUUGCGGAGCUUGUCUCCAAACAGAUGUCUUUUUAAAGGACUGCUGCAAACAAACUGAUGAAAAGACAAGACUGGAGGGUUCACUUUAUUUGCUUUUCAACAUUCUGCCCCUUCUCAGGCAUAUUCAAAGGGAGCAAAGAUCUGAGCUAGAUGUUGAAGCAAACAUCCGUGGUGUUCAGCUGACAGAAGAAGACGUUACCAAAUCACUCAUUGAUGAUGAUGAUCGAGUAUAUUGUGAUAAUUGCAACACAUCCAUUGUCAAUUUCCAUAGAAGCUGCCCUAAUCCCGAUUGCUCUUUUGAAAUCUGUAUCAAUUGUUGUCGGGAACUCAGAGAUGGUGCCCCACGUGGAGCUACUGAAGCCAGCUCAUAUCUCAGCAAGUCUGUGGAAGCUAGUCAUACUGCAGCUUUGAAGGGAAACGUUCCUUCAGAUGAUUGGAGAAGUCCAGAGGCCCUCCUUGCUAAUGGUUGUCCAAAUCACAUGCUCUCCGAUGUUGCUGAAUGGAGAGCCAAAUCUGAUGGCAGUAUACCUUGUCCUCCUAAAGAGCGUGGUGGUUGUGGCUCUUCAUUAAUGGCUCUAAGGCGUAUCUUUGAAGCAAAUUGGGUUGACCAACUAAUUCAAAGUGCUGAGGCCCUAACAUGCAAUUACCACCUUCCAGAUAUGGAUUUAUCACAUGGGUGUUCAAUUUGUCUUGCUACCACUUCUGUCCAAAACGGUGAUAACCACUGUCAAGUAAGACAAGCAUCUUUUAGGAAUAACAGCCACGAUAAUUCUCUGUACUGUCCUAAUGCUGUUCAUAUUGGUGGUAAUGACUUUGACCAUUUUCAAAUGCAUUGGAGGGCUGGUGAACCUGUAAUAGUUAGAAAUGCACAAGCUAAGGCCUCUGGUCUUAGCUGGGAGCCAAUGGUAAUGUGGAGGGCCUUCAGAAACGCAAGGAAAAAGCUGAACGAGGAGACUUUCUCUGUCAAGUCCAUUGAUUGCUUGGAUUGGUGUCAGGUUGAGAUAAAUAUUCAUCAGUUCUUCAAGGGCUACUUAGAGGGUCGUUGGCAUCGCAGUGGGUGGCCAGAAAUAUUAAAACUGAAGGAUUGGCCUCCGACAAAUUCUUUUGAAGAAUGUUUGCCGAGGCAUGGAGCUGACUUUUUUGCUAUGCUUCCCUUUAGCGAAUACACUCAUCCUAGACGCGGUCUUCUAAAUUUGGCCACUAAGCUUCCCGAUACUGCCUUGAAGCCAGACUUGGGGCCUAAAACUUAUAUUGCUUAUGGAUAUCCAGAAGAGCUUCGGAGAGGUGAUUCUGUCACAAAAUUGCACUGUGAUAUCUCUGAUGCGGUCAACAUAUUGACUCAUACAACCGAAGUAAAUGUCGCUCAUGGGCAACGUGAAAUCAUUGAGAAACUAAGGAAGCAACAUGAGGUUGAAGAUUCAAAGGAACUUUGUUCAGGCAUAGCAGAGGCACUAGACUCUCAACGAAGAUUUGACAAAACUGAAACAACUGAUUUUAAAUCACAGGGAAGCAUCGACGAUAACAAAAGUUGCUUGUUAGAAACUAUGGACAAGGGGAAAGAUUUUGAUAAAGAAAAAGACAUAAUUUCCAAUAUGAAGUACACUGAUAUUUCUGGCAGAACUUCUCUAUCCGAUGAGAUAAACCCAAGUACCAAUACCUUUGCACUAGUAGAAGCAAGUAUGGCUCUCGAAAUCAAGCAAGAUUGUGCAGAAGUUGAAUGUGGCGGUGCGGUAUGGGAUAUCUUUCGCAGACAAGAUGUGCCCAAGUUAACAGAAUACUUGCAGAAGCAUUGGAGAGAAUUUCGCCAUAUUAACAAUGCUCCAGUGACUUCAGUUAUUCACCCUAUCCAUGACCAGACAUUCUAUUUGAAUGAGAAGCACAAAAAACAGCUGAAGGAGGAGUUCAAUGUUGAGCCAUGGACGUUUGAGCAGUACCUUGGUGAAGCUGUUUUUAUUCCUGCAGGAUGCCCACAUCAAGUGAGAAAUAGACAGUCAUGUAUCAAGGUUGCUGUUGACUUUGUAUCCCCUGAAAAUGUUCAAGAAUGUAUUCGCUUGACGGAGGAGUUUCGCUUGCUCCCCAAAACCCACCGAUCUAAGCAAGAUAUAUUGGAGGUGAAGAAGUUGGGGCUUUAUGCUGCCAGUGUUGCUAUUAAUGAAGCCACAAAUCUGAUGUCGAAAUUUAAUACUCAAUCUUGUGAUGAAUUGCAACAGCAAGAACAAGCUGCUGAAACUGGGAGCUCCAUUGCAGAAGGCCUAGGUGGGAGUCCAUCAGCUAUAGUAACCAAGAGUUGAGGCUUAUCUUAUUUUAAUAUGAUGGUUUGCAAGUUGUAUAGUAUAUUGUAUUUGAUUCCCAUCAUUUGGUUGCAUUACAAGGCAUGUCUAUUUUUAUAUAGUACUUGUUUUUCGUCUUUGUAGAAAUAAUGCCAGGCGUUUCUUUGAAAUGUCUUCAUGGCUCAUUGAAGCUUGUAACGAAUUCACUUUCACAGGAAAUGCAGAGUAGGAAGAGUCACAUUGAUGUUUAAUCCAAGUGGAAAUAUUACAAUUCUACUGUAUUGACUGCAUCCCGUCUCCUCCCAUUUGCUCCAGCUAUGAAAGAAAAGAAUAGAUGCAACAUUUUUUUCUGUUCUA